AAAAUAAAAAAUGCAUUAUUUGCUGCAAUCAUUCUCAUGUUUCUCCUAUGAGUUUUGACUCAACAGAUACGAACCGAACCUCUUUCACGUGACACUCACAUCCUUUUCUCAUUCUUCUUCUAAAUUAAAUGGAAAAUCGCAUCUACGCUUCCUACAGCCCUACAAACUACACUGUAUCCGGAGCCCCAUCCACUUCCCCGACCCGAUUUUACAACCCGGAUACAAUGUUCCUCGCUCACUAUCGUCGCACCGCCGAAGCAGCCGCCGCUGCCGCCGCCAUCGACAUUGCUCCGCCUGGUGUUUCUUCAACUGCUAACUUCUUAUGUCAUACUAACCCUUGGGCGUCCGCUUUCACCGCCGCGAAUGUUGCCUCUGCUUCACUUGGUCUUAAACGAUCCUCUGACGCACUCUACCAUCCGACCAUUUUGAGUACAAUUGGGCAAAACGAAGCUUGGUACACUACAAACUCACUGGCCAAGCGCCCUAGAUACGAAACCGGAAGCACUUUGCCUAUUUAUCCUCACAGGCCAGGAGAGAGGGAUUGUGCCCACUAUAUGCUAACAAGAACCUGUAAAUUCGGAGAGAGCUGCAAGUUUGAUCAUCCUAUUUGGGUUCCUGAUGGUGGAAUCCCAGAUUGGAAAGAGGUUCCAAAUAAUGUUCCAAGUGAAACUCUUCCUGAGAGACCUGGAGAGCCAGAUUGUCCAUUCUUUCUCAAAACUCAAAAAUGCAAGUUUGGUUCAAAGUGCAAAUUUAAUCAUCCAAAUGUUCCAUCUGAAAAUGCUGAUGUUUCUGGUUUACCCGAGAGGCCACUAGAGCCCCCUUGUGCGUUCUACUUGAAAACCGGAAAAUGUAAAUAUGGUGUUGCAUGCAAAUUCCAUCACCCCAAGGAUAUCCAGAUUCAGUUCUAUGAUGAAUUGAGCCGUACCGUUGAGCAGACACAAACAAAUUCUUCUGUGUUUGACGGAGCAAUAGGAGAUGCACAACCAACUAAGUCUCUUAUUUCUCCGCUGUUGCAUAAUAGCAAAGGGCUUCCUGUGAGACAGGGGGAAGUGGAUUGUCCAUUCUACAUGAAAACUGGAAGUUGCAAGUUCGGUGCCAGUUGUCGCUACAAUCAUCCCGACAUGAAUGCAAUUAAUCCAGCUAUGUCUGCAUUGGCCCCAUCUGUUUUGGCAUCCUCAGCUGCUGCUAAUCUUAACAUUGGAGUUAUUAAUCCAGCUGCAUCUUUUUAUCAAGCUUUUGAUCCAAGGCUUUCAAAUCCAAUGGCUCAGGUGGGAAUGACAGAGAAUAUCUAUCCUCAGCGCCCUGGAAUGAUUGAAUGUGAUUUCUUUAUGAAAACCGGCAUAUGUAAAUUUGGGGAAAGAUGCAAGUACCAUCAUCCAGUUGACCGUUCAACAUCGUCGCUGUCAAAACUGCAAUCAAAUGUUAAACUCACUCCUGCAGGGUUACCAAGAAGAGAGGAUGUUGAGCUCUGCCCAUAUUAUUUGAAAACUGGCACAUGCAAGUUUGGUGCAACAUGCAAGUUUGACCAUCCACCACCAGGAGAAGUGAUGGAGAAAGCCAAGUCACAAGGAACUUCUACAACCAAUGGAGAAGAAGAAGAGACCAACGUAAACGUGGCUGGUUCUGCCCCGGAACAAUGUUUAGAUCAUGUCUGAAAUUUCACUCUAUUUUCGAGUCUUUUUCACCUUGUUUUAUUUCAAAUCAUGUCUUGAACAGCUCUAGCAGAAGACCUGUUAUAUUUCUUUAAUGGCAAUUUUACCUCUGAUUGAUACCAGUAAUUAUUAAAUGAUGAUUUGACCUAUGAAAA
Messenger RNA from Lathyrus oleraceus (garden pea), 1807 nucleotides. RefSeq names its product zinc finger CCCH domain-containing protein 37. The coding region runs from base 129 to 1655 and encodes 508 amino acids. NCBI's taxonomy places the organism in Eukaryota, Viridiplantae, Streptophyta, Magnoliopsida, Fabales, Fabaceae. Gene Ontology annotation, molecular function: mRNA binding; metal ion binding. The record is from RefSeq and is a predicted model, not a curated record. The transcript is spliced from 11 exons.